This is a messenger RNA of Aplosporella prunicola CBS 121167, 870 nucleotides long. RefSeq lists its product as uncharacterized. The transcript has a single exon. NCBI's taxonomy places the organism in Eukaryota, Fungi, Ascomycota, Dothideomycetes, Botryosphaeriales, Aplosporellaceae. The coding region runs from base 459 to 677 and encodes 72 amino acids. The record is from RefSeq and is a predicted model, not a curated record.
UGCUGAGCUAUAUAUUAUUUGGAGUAGGCGCCUAUAACUUUCAGUGACAGAGGGGAACAACAAGAAGAUGCGUAGAGCUUCCUUUUCCCUUUGACUAAACCUUUGACCAAACCCUUGUCAUACCAAAAACAUGGUUUUUGGCUGUAUUGUCUGUUCGAAAGAUUAUAGCUUCUCGAACAGCAUGCCAACUAAAUACUCACUUACCUACAGCCUUACGGCUAAACCACCUCACUAGCACCAACACCAGUACCAACACUAGCACCAAACAAGCCCUGCGCAGCUUUACCCGCCCUCGCCCCCAACCUCAACUCCAACCCCCGCAUCCUUCCAACACCCCGCCAACUGCAUCCCUAAACCCCAGCUGUGCCACCCCCGCACGCACGCAGCGUACCGCAUCCACCCCACCCCAACCCGCGCCGCGCACGAAGCGCGCUCCCAGCUGCUACGCCGCAGCCGCAAUGCAGCCGCACCCGGCGAAUCUCACUCCGCCAGACGAGCAGCAGCAGCGACAGGGGCAGAGGCUAUCUAUCCCUCUGUGCCACACGCCCGCAAGCCCGCCAGCCUUGGUGCGCUGGGGCUUUAGAGGCGAGUUGGUCUUGGGCUUGCUCGCUCGCUGCUACUGCGACACCGAGAAUUGCGGUGGUGGCAUUUACUGCGGAAGUCACGGGGAUGGGUGAGGUUUGGACAGACGUGGUGGUGAUGAGCACAGUUGCGGUUGUGAGGGUAUGAGAGCGUCGGCUGGGUGGGUGUGCGCGGUAUACUUCGAGCGCGGAGGUGUGCGGGCUACUACAUCUCUACGCAGUGGUUAUCCAAAGGGCGCGAGUAGGAAGAAGCAAGACACCAAGUCACGGCAAAGGCGUAGAAUCAAGA